CCCUUCGUUUCGUCUCCCUCCGACACCCUCUAAUUUAUCCACUCGCCCCGUUCCAGCGAACGGGUCGCUCAUCCCCUCCCUCUCGCACCCUACAGUCUAGCUAUCGCGCGGCGCGCAAUAACUACCCCGUGACUCUCGAAGCGUGACUCCGAAGCGCUCUUUCCUCUCUCUCUGUCUUAUCUAUCUCCCCGCCGCCGACGUUCUCCCUCCCUCUCGUCGUCGUCGCGUACUCUACACCCCGCGCGCGUUCCUCCUACCCUCUCGCACAAAUCCCGAGGAUGUGUGUGUAUACGUGCGAGAACGAGCCUCUCCUCAUCCGUGUGACCUGCGGUUUCUCCGGCGUUUUCCUACCCUUAAUAGCGCGAGCACACACAGUGCGCCCAUCCGCCGCGGCUCGUCACUCCGCGCCGCGAAGCGUAUCGCAGGACACGAGGGUGCCCGCGCACUGCUCUCUUUCUAGCGCGGUCCGAAACGCUUGUCAGCGCGCGCCGACGCUCUGAACGUUACGUCGCGCGGACCCGAAAUUCCGACGCGUCGCGAGCGGAUCCAACGCGACGACUUUUCUUACCCGCAACAACCGAACGUAUAUAAAGCUGCUGCUGCUGCUGCUGCUUCGUCGUCGUCGAUCGUUUUGGAACGGACGCGUCGCGACGAUGACGGGACGAUGCAACAACGUCGCCGGUAUGCGACGAGUAUGCGAUCAGUGGUAGUGACUCAGGGAAGGUGACAGCACUGAUAGUGUACCUUGGCCUCGGUGUUACACGCGCGAGAAACGCUUUGCGCGCCGCGGGUGAACGAAAGAAGGAGAGGAGAAGUUAGGUAUCAGGUUGGAGCUCUUGAUAGGAGUGGUGGUGAAGAAGGAGAGAGAGAGAGAGAGAGGGUGGUGAAGAUAGAGAGAAGGGGGUGUGAUAGGUGGCGGAAGGACGAUAGGGAGAGAGGAACGAAGGGUGGGCCCUCCAAGUGUCUUGUCUCCUAUCAUCCUGUCGUCCAGGGUAUCGCUUACGAAUGUCGCGCGAUCGAGCGAUCCGUCUGCGCGAUCCACGACGACGACGCGCGAGAACGUCCUGGCGACGGCCGCGCAUCAUCGACUACUAACGAGCGGCAGUCUCGUCAUCUGAGCCACGAUCAACGCGCCGUACGUACCUGUGUGUGUGUGUGUGUGUCUGUGUGUGUGUAUGUGUACGCGCGUGUGGGUGUCUCGUCCUGAUAUGCGAUCAUCCAAGAGGGACAGCCGAGUCGCGUCGCGCGAGACGUCGGAUUCCGUUUAACCGUCGGGAUCGGCUCGCUACGAGAAUACGAGUAUCUCCAAGUCUCGUCGAACCAACCUUGUUUAUUCGAAACGUCGCGUAUCGUUCGGGCUAGCUGGGCUAGCCCGCGGAAGAACUGCCGCAGCAGGAGAUCUCCCCGAGUGGACAGGUGGCACGCAGGAUGUCCGGCGAGACCGAGAUCGAGGUUUCGGUGGUCUCGGAGGAGGAUCUGGAAUUGGAAGGUUCCAGGAGCAGUUCGACGCCGGCGGAACUGCUACUGCAGGAGAAGAACGGCAAGUCCGGUUGCGGCCUGAACAAUCAUCACCACUCGUUUAGCUUCGACUCGGUCAGCAAGCCGGCGCUCAGGCCGGCCUGCAAUCCGCAGUACACGUCCUUUAGUAUCUCCAGUAUUCUGGGCAGACCGGAAUCGCCGCCCGUCGAUUCGACAACGUCCACGGGUUCCGGGGAGAGACAGUCGUCGGACGUCGACAGGACCUCGCCGUUACCGCAGACCAACUCGCAAAACUCGCAGAGGAUCCCGCCGUCCUGCGGCAGCCCCGGUAGAGUCCUGUCCUCGCCGACGUCACUCAGGCUGUCCGGCGGCCAGCGCGGGAUCUCCGCGACCGGUCACCCCGCCUUGGAACCCAGGGCCAAUUCCGCGGGUAUCGGUAUCGGAUGUGCUACCAGUGCUACCAGUCCGGCCGCGACCUUCUCGCCGCCCGGCGACGCUUCCGCCAAUCCGCUGCUGGGACACCAGGCCUCGGCAGAUCUCGCGAUGCUAUCAAGAUUGAUAGCGAGUCGAUAUCCGGUCGGCAUCGGCGGCCUGUUCUACCCGUCGACGCUGCAGCAUCUCCAUCAGCAUCAGCAGCAGCAGCAUCAGCACCAUUCGCGACUGGCCGCAGCGGCGUCGUCCGCUCUCAGCAACGCCGUGCAAGUUGCUGGCCAGUCGCCGGACAUCGUCGACGCCGACGGUAUUCGCGGAGUUUUGCUCGGCGGCGCCGGCUGGCCGUUUCCGUGGAGGCCAACGCACAGCCUGCAAACGCUCGAGCAUCCCUCGCCGAGCGACGUGGUCGGCACCCUCAGCCGUGUCAGCCCUGCGUCCGCGUCUUUCCCGCAGCGAGACGAGCUCGACGACGACAACGGCGACGAUCGUCUGCACCGUGCGAGGAGUCCGUCGAGUGGCGACGAGGUUCACGACGACCUCGGCGAAGGGGAUGAUUGCGCGGACGCCGACGGCGAGGGCGAAUCCACCUCGACGAGUCUUCACGGUACUUCGGCGAGCGGCGGUGGCGGUGGUGGCAAUAACAAUAACAACAACAGCGGCCAGAACAACGUGCAAGUCGGCGUGGACGGUCGCGAAUCGAACAGCAUAAAGCGCAAGAAGAAGACCAGGACGGUAUUUUCCAGGUCGCAAGUGUUCCAGUUGGAGAGCACGUUCGACAUGAAACGCUACCUCUCGUCGUCGGAGCGAGCGGGCCUCGCCGCCUCGCUCAGGCUCACCGAGACCCAGGUGAAGAUCUGGUUCCAAAAUCGGCGGAACAAGUGGAAGCGGCAGCUGGCCGCCGAGCUGGAGGCCGCGAAUAUGGCACACGCCACUCAGAGGCUGGUAAGGGUGCCGAUUCUAUAUCACGAGGCGUCAGCUGGCACCGCGACGUCCGGCGGCGUCUCCGUCUCGGUGUCGGCACCCGGACCCCCGGGUCCACCGCCGCCGUCGUCGGUCGGCGUCACCUCCGCCUUGUCGCAUUCGGUCGGCGUCGGCGUCGGCGUGGGCGUCGGCGUCGGCGUUGGCACCUCGUGCGCGCCUACCACGGCGCAGCCCAUCUUCUACUCCCAUCACCAUCAACACCACCAUCAUCAUCCGGCGGCGGCCCACGUGCAGGCGCACAGUCUCCUGUCCCACCAGGUGCACCCUCAGCCGCCACCCCCGCCCCCGCCCCCGCCCAACGGCCAACCACCCCGGACGUCCUCGCAAUAACACCGUCCGACUUACGAGGGUAGCCUGCGUCUGCUGAGGGAGACGACGGUGAUGAGCGACGCGACGACGACGCCUUCUUGCCUGGGUCGCGCCAUCAGGCUGAUCGACGUAGACGAGUAGAAUGCAAUCGUACGGGUCCUCGCGAUCGUCCUAAGACAUCCUUUAACCCGACAUCGCGGAUCACACACGGCGCAGCUGUCCCCUCGGCGGUAAUCGAGACCGAUAUUGGAACUCGAAUGGUUUUCUAGUGCGGACUAUUGGGCGACUAAUUGGCGUGGAUAAAUGUGAGUAUAAGCGGGAAAUGUAGAGUUUUCUCUCGACUAUAGAAGAUUCAAUUUGAGAAAAUUCCAUGAAACCUACUGUAUUUUUUGAGAUUAAAACAAGAGUUUUAUAUCAUCCUGAUGAUGAUGAUUUUACUUUCUUCUCCUGCAGCGCAUCUCGUGGCGGUAAAUAAAAUAUUUUGUCGGAAUACAAACGCGAUAAGUGGAAACUCUACAUUUUCUAAGCACAAGCUUAUACUCAUAUCUCUAUUCAUAUUCUUUAUCUUCUAUUGUUACCUAGAAAAAUAUAUAAUCUUUUGCAAAUUAUUCAAUAAAAUUAUUUUGGCGCUUGAUAAAGAGGCAUUAAGUCGCAAAACGCAAUAUUAUUUGUCUUGAAAAAAAUAAUGAUAAUAAAUGUACUAAAUUAAUAAUACAAAUAUUUUAUUGAUAAUUAAGAAUUGGAUAAUAUUUCGUUUUGUAAUUAAAUUAUCUUUUUCCACGGAAAACCAAGACAUUUCAAGAUUUAGGCCUUUUUUUCAUAUCAAGCGCCAAAAAUAUUAUACUAGUCCGCGCAAUUGUGCAGAGAAUUGAACUGUGAUUAUAAUGAUUUUAAACUCCCUUUCCUCUCGAGCCACGGACGACGAAAGUUGGCCGCGAUCUCAUACGGUUUCUCUUUCCGGUUUGUCGCCGAUGUAAUAAUAUCGCGCCGUAUAA
Nylanderia fulva is the source of this 4196-nucleotide messenger RNA. It is a transcript of the gene Hmx, whose product is annotated as H6 family homeobox. Gene Ontology annotation, biological process: regulation of transcription by RNA polymerase II. NCBI's taxonomy places the organism in Eukaryota, Metazoa, Arthropoda, Insecta, Hymenoptera, Formicidae. Gene Ontology annotation, cellular component: nucleus. Gene Ontology annotation, molecular function: RNA polymerase II transcription regulatory region sequence-specific DNA binding; DNA-binding transcription factor activity, RNA polymerase II-specific. The record is from RefSeq and is a predicted model, not a curated record.